This is a messenger RNA of Oncorhynchus masou masou (cherry salmon), 1774 nucleotides long. RefSeq names its product rhamnose-binding lectin-like. Gene Ontology annotation, molecular function: carbohydrate binding. Bases 1 to 1683 code for a protein of 560 amino acids. NCBI's taxonomy places the organism in Eukaryota, Metazoa, Chordata, Actinopteri, Salmoniformes, Salmonidae. The transcript is spliced from 18 exons. The record is from RefSeq and is a predicted model, not a curated record.
AUGCGCAUUUUGAGACUAACGGUGGUCACAUUGCUGGCUACAGCUUGCUGCACACUAACAGAUGGAGCAAUCAGCAUCACGUGUGAAGGCUCUGAUGCUUUACUGCAAUGUGAUGGAGGUAAGAUCCAUAUCAAGCGUGCGAACUACGGUCGUCGUCAACACGAUGUUUGUUCUAUUGGGCGCCCUGAUAACCAACUCACCGACACCAACUGCCUCAGCCAAUCCUCCACCAGCAAGAUGGCAGAAAGAUGCGGUGGGAAGAGCGAGUGUAUUGUCCCUGCAUCCAAUUUCGUUUUUGGAGACCCCUGUGUCGGGACUUAUAAGUACCUGGACACCAAAUACUCCUGUGUCCAACAGCAAGAAACAAUAAGCAGCAUCAUAUGUGAAGGCUCUGAUUCUCAACUACUAUGUGAUCGAGGUGAGAUCCGUAUUCAGCGUGCCAACUAUGGUCGUCGUCAACACGACGUGUGUUCCAUUGGGCGCAAACAUAAACAACUCAAAAACACCAACUGCCUCAGCCAAUCCACCACCAGCACAAUGGCAGAAAGGUGUGAUGGAGAGCGCCAGUGUAUCGUCAAGGUAUCCAACUCUGUGUUCGGUGACCCCUGUGUCGGAACCUAUAAGUACUUGGAUGUGGCUUACACGUGUGACUGUUUGCUGACAACAGUGGUAGGCCUGAUAUCCAACAACGACAAGACGGCAUACAGGGAGGAUGUGAGGGACCUGACGGAAUGGUACCAGGAAAAUAUCCUCUCCCUCAAUGUCAACAAAACAAUGGAGAUGAUUGUGGAUUACAGUAGACAGCAGAGAGAGCUCGUCCCCAUCCACUUCUACAGGGCCGCACUGGAGAGGGCAAAAAGCCGCAAGUUUCUCGGCGUGCACAUCACAAUCAACCUGAAAUGGUCCAUUCAUAGAGGCAAUGUGAUGAAGGCGCAACAGCGCCUACUCAACCUCAGGAGGCUGAAGAAAUUUGGCUUGUCCUGUAAGGCCCUCAUGAACUUCUACAGUACCACUCCUGUACCUGGCAUCAUGCGCAUUUUGAGACUAACGGUGGUCACAUUGCUGGCUACAGCUUGCUGCACACUAACAGAUGGAGCAAUCAGCAUCACGUGUGAAGGCUCUGAUGCUUUACUGCAAUGUGAUGGAGGUAAGAUCCAUAUCAAGCGUGCGAACUACGGUCGUCGUCAACACGAUGUUUGUUCUAUUGGGCGCCCUGAUAACCAACUCACCGACACCAACUGCCUCAGCCAAUCCUCCACCAGCAAGAUGGCAGAAAGAUGCGGUGGGAAGAGCGAGUGUAUUGUCCCUGCAUCCAAUUUCGUUUUUGGAGACCCCUGUGUCGGGACUUAUAAGUACCUGGUCGCCAAAUACUCCUGUGUCCAACAGCAAGAAACAAUAAGCAGCAUCAUAUGUGAAGGCUCUGAUUCUCAACUACUAUGUGAUCGAGGUGAGAUCCGUAUUCAGCGUGCCAACUAUGGUCGUCGUCAACACGACGUGUGUUCCAUUGGGCGCCCACAUAAACAACUCAAAAACACCAACUGCCUCAGCCAAUCCACCACCAGCACAAUGGCAGAAAGGUGUGAUGGAGAGCGCCAGUGUAUCGUCAAGGUAUCCAACUCUGUGUUCGGUGACCCCUGUGUCGGAACCUAUAAGUACUUGGAUGUGGCUUACACGUGUGACUGAAUGAUAUCUUCCUGGUGAACCUGAAGAUGUACAAGGCUGCUGGGAUAUCUUCAUCAGGUCUUGCUGUUUUCCUUCAACCUCUAAAUCAACU